Molecule: messenger RNA, 1632 nt
Organism: Ilex paraguariensis (yerba mate)
Lineage: Eukaryota; Viridiplantae; Streptophyta; Magnoliopsida; Aquifoliales; Aquifoliaceae
Source: the annotation of a GenBank genome assembly
CCCACAAAUAAUCACCCUGAAAGUAAGAACCGAAUGAAACCCAACUACCACAGUAUCAUGAACAACCAACACUUCCUACUUAUCUCUCUCCCUGCGCAAGGCCACAUCAACCCCACCCUCCAGCUCGCCAAGAAUCUCACACGUGCCGGUGCACGCGCAACCUUUGCCACCACCGUCGCUGGCCUAAGUAGCCUGACCGCCCGUCCAACUCUAAACGGCUUAUUUUUCGCCUCCUUCUCCGAUGGGACCGAGGAGACCGUCAAAGACGACGCCGCCGACUUAUCCGCCUACCUAACCAAGGUAAAGCACGUGGGGUCCCAAAGCCUCGCAAAUCUAAUCCACAACCUCUCUAGCGAUGGCAAACCGGUGACUUUCUUACUCUACCCAUACCUCCUCCCCUGGGCAGCCGCGGUGGCGCGUGAAUGUCAAGUAUCAUCAGCUUUACUUGCUAUUCAGUCUGCUACUUGUUUUGCUAUCUACCACCGUUUCUUCAACGGCCACGAUGGUCUCUUCGAUGGCGAAAAAGAUACCAACCCUUCGAUUUCCAUUAAAUUACCAGGGUUGUCAUUGUUGACUUCAAAUGACCUACCCUCUUUUCUCUUACCAACUGACAAAUACUAUUCCUCUUUGAUCCCUACUUUUCGAGAACACAUACAAACCUUAGAAAAAGAUCCUCAUCCAUGUGUCCUCGUAAACUCAUUUGAUGCCUUAGAAGCUGCUUCGAUCACGGCCGUUGAUAACAUGGAUGUUAUCUCAAUCGGACCGUUGGUUCCAUCAGCUUUUUCUGAUGGAAAUGACUGUUCAGACAGAUCUUUUGGGUGUGAUUUGUUUCGGAGCUCUGGAGAUUAUGUUCAGUGGUUGGAUUCGAAACCAGAGGGUUCGGUGAUUUAUGUGUCGUUUGGAAGCUUUGUGGCGUUGGAGAAAAGGCAGAGAGAAGAGAUUUUGAAGGGACUUGUUGAAGGUGACAGGCCAUUCCUGUGGGUGAACCGUGAUGGUGAAGGAGAAGAAAAGAAGGGGUGUGGUGAAGAUGGGUUGAUCGUGCCAUGGUGUUCACAGAUGGAGGUGCUGUGUCACAGGUCGGUAGGUUGUUUUGUGACACAUUGCGGGUGGAAUUCAACAUUGGAGAGUCUUGUCGCUGGCGUGCCGGUGGUGGGGUGCCCACGCAUGGCGGACCAGAUGACUAAUGCAAAGCUGCUGGAGGAGGUGUGGGGAACAGGGCUGAGAGCAGCAGUAAAUGAAGAAGGGAUGGUGGAGAAAGAAGAGAUUAAGAGGUGUUUGGACACGUUGAUGGGAGGUGGAGAGAGAGGGAAAGAGAUCAGGCAGAAUGCUAUAAAAUGGAAAGGUUUGGCUAUGGAAGCUGUCAAGGAGGGAGGAUCUUCCCACAACAAUCUCAAACAGUUUUUGAAAAGGUUAGGAUAAGAUUCUGUGUGGUUCACAGGACUACGGACUCGAGUGAUGUAUUUUAUUUAUGUUUCGUUUGGUACGAUGGAAAAAUAAGAUGAUGAAAAGUUGGAAGGAAAAAAAAUUGGAGGGAUAAAUAAAAUAUAAUGUUUGGUAAGGAAAAAAUGUAGGAAAAAUGAAAAAGUGAAUGAAUUAACUUUCUUUUCAACUCACCAAAAUCAAUCCCUCCAA